AUGAAGUGCUGUCUGCUUCUGGGAAUUUCAAUCUGGAUUAUUUUUAUUCCCAGACUCACCUAUAGCGGUUUCAUAUUAAAAAAUGCAAUUUGCAAAUCAGUUAAUAAUAGUUACAUCAACUUUACCCGCUGCGAAAUGAAAUUAUUACGAAGAGGGAUGUCAUCCUUCUUUAUGAUCGGACAAGUGUACCAGAUUCCCGUGGAAAAUGUCGACAUUAAUGUGGCUCUUUUUAAGAAAUCCAAUGGAUAUCGUCCAUUUCUUUUUAAUCAGAGCUUUGAUUAUUGUUACUACAUGCGUAAUCCUCAGGCAUAUCCUUUGAUUUAUACUCUACACAAAGUAUUUAUUUCCUCAUCGAACAUCAAUCAUACGUGUCCCUACGAUCAUGAUAUUAUUCUCGACAAUUUUGUGUAUAAAAAAGGCGAUAUGAUGGAACUACCAAUUCCUAGUGGGGAAUAUAUGAUUAAAAUCGGAAUAAUAACUUAUAAAAUUUGGCGGGGACACGUAAGCAUUUAUGUAACAAAAGAAUCAUAG
Messenger RNA from Drosophila bipectinata, 531 nucleotides. Lineage: Eukaryota; Metazoa; Arthropoda; Insecta; Diptera; Drosophilidae. The record is from RefSeq and is a predicted model, not a curated record.